This is a messenger RNA of Vanessa atalanta (red admiral), 2141 nucleotides long. RefSeq lists its product as uncharacterized. NCBI's taxonomy places the organism in Eukaryota, Metazoa, Arthropoda, Insecta, Lepidoptera, Nymphalidae. Bases 258 to 1277 code for a protein of 339 amino acids. The record is from RefSeq and is a predicted model, not a curated record. The transcript is spliced from 7 exons.
UUGUUUUACUUCCAGUCACGCGCCAGUCUCCGAUGAAACGGCUGUCGGCGCACAGUACGGCGCGCGCGCACUCGCCUUUCGAAACCACAUAUUUUCUAAAGUGUUACAAGUGUCGUGACUUUGUGAAACACCGAUAUUGUUUGUAAAUAUUAAUUUUUAUUAUCUACAGUGGCAAUGUGUGACUAAAUUUAUUGUGAAUUAGAUUUAUCUUGGAUUGCGAUUACAUUUUUCGGUAAUACCAUGAGGCGCGCAAUGCGAUGAACCAGGUGGUGGUGGCGUUGGCGUUGCUCGUGACGGCGACGCGCGCGCAGCUCCGGCCGGCCGACGCGCCGCCUGCCAUUAACGAUACACGAUGCGGUGCGGAGUGCGUGCGUUGCGCUGCGGAUGGGUGCGUCAAGUGCGCCCGUCUACUCGUCUGGCCGGGGGGCUCGUGUGCGCACGACUGCCCCGCCGGCACACGCGAGUCCUGGGCUCACGAUGAGCAUCUCAUGGGCCGCGUGUGCUAUCCUGCCCAUACUUAUAAUGAAGUGUUGGUAGGCGGCGCGUGCGGUGCAAUCAUAUGCAUAGGUUUAAUUGCUGCUAUAGCCGCGUAUGCCCGAUGUCGCAGCAAUGCACGAACGCAGGCUCAACCUUUACCACAACCAAACCAGGAUGAUGACGCACAGCUCCGAGAAUUUCACAAACAACUUGAUUGUUUAAGACCACAUGCAUACACUUUGCUGGCAAUAUUGAAUCAUACAAGGAAUCAAGUCCGAGAACUCUAUCAGCUUGGAAACAAUGACGCUGCAAUGGCUUAUAGUUGUGUGCUGAGCGACCUAGCGAAACUGCUGAUUCUUCUGAACAAACAACAGGUGCCCGUGGUCCCGGAUGAAUGGCAAAGGCUAGCCAGUUGGGCUGAACGAAUACUAAAACGCUAUCGUCGAGUAAGCUUGGGCCAACAGCAGCAAGAACAAUUGGUAAACUUCCUACCAUCCCCACCGAGUCAAGGAUCCGAUUCCGAAACUACUCAACAAUCUUUCACCACCUUUAAACCACCGUCAUACUCACCGUCUUCGUAUGAAAGGCACAUACUAGACAAAGAUUUAGAAAACCAGUGUGAAUGGAGUGAUGUGGGAAGACCCCCUAGCUACUCCCAAAUAGAGAGAGAAAGCGAAACUAUCGUCCUCUCCGAUCCUUGGGAGAGGCGCCCGAUAGUUAGACGGGAAAGUGUAUGGCUAGAGGAUGAACUCUUCGAAAUGACAAGGCGUCCUCAAGACGAACUUACCACGGAACUGUAAACUUAGUUUAUACUACGCAAAUGCGACAAGUACAAAUCUCACUAGAAUAUUCUUUUAAUUUAAUUACACAAACUAUAGAAUAGAAGAUAAUAGAAUGAGGUGCUUUUGUUUUGAAAAUAAGAAGUGCACCAACCCUAAAUAGAAUAAUAUAGCACCACUGAAACUAUGUAUAUUGUUUAUUUUUAGCAAAAUAUACUAACCAUGAAAAAAAGUAUCGGAAAUAAUUGAAACGGCGAAUGCAAUACAUAUAUCGUCAAAAAAGUCUUCAUUGCAUCUAUUUUUUUCUUCUAUUAUUGGUUUAAUAAAUAAUUAAGGCACAACCAAAGUAGGUAGUUAUAAAAUAGGAGUCUAGUCUGUUUUAAUUUUUUUUUUCUCAUUAAAAGCUAGUAACGCCCUAAUAAUUUCCACUCAUAUAUAAACAGAAAAUGAGUAUAAACAUUCUAUACAAACACAUAUUUUUACAAUUGCUUAAUUGAAAAUACAACUGUUAUUCAACCAGAACUUGAGAUUUCAACUGUUGUUGUUAUAUUAUAACGUAGCUUUAAUCUGCUAUAUUUUAAACCACCGCACGAUGUUAUGAUGUAGGAAAUAUUCAAGCAAAUAUUGAAUAUUGUUAGAAUAACAAUGUAAAAAAAAGCAUUAAGUAUUGUUAAGAUAGCUUAUAGCUUACUGCAUGUUUACUAAAACACCUACAUAAUAAUAUUUACUUCUAUUUAUAACUUUGUUUAGCAAAACACCUUGAAAAUGUAUUUAUUCAAAAUCGAUCUUUGAAUUCAUAAGCACAAUUAAUUUAAAAUUAAAAUGAAGUAAAAAUAAAUAAAAGGUUAAAUACAACGACUUAGAGUUAGAUAUAAUCUAUGGAAA